AUGUCAGUCCAAACGGAGUCGAGGAAAGACCGUCCUAAUGACGAUCGAAGAGACCAGUCAGGUCCACGCCUCAACCGAGACAGGCAUCAACUAUAUGUCAUAAUAGCCAUCCCAUCAUCCCCUCGCCACGCGGAAGGGCCAUCCAGGCCGCAUACAGGGACUCAGCGAAACGAAAGAGAAUUAGUGUACGCACUAGAGAAACACGACCCGAAGGUAAAAUGGCCACAGAAGAUGAAAUCCGACCCAAACACCAGAAAGUCGAAUGUCCUCUGUGAGUUCCAUCAGGAGCGACGCCACAAGACCGAGGACUGCAUAGCCCUGCGGCAAGAAGUAGUGAACAUGCUUCACCAAGGGCACCUGAGGGAGCUGAUGGGUGACCGAGGACGAGCCAACUUCGGUCGCGGACGAGAACAACACCAAGGCUCUCAAAAACCACCCUCCCCCGCCCGCACCAUCCAAAUGAUCAUCAGUGGGGGCGAUGAAGCAGCAGUCAACCACGUGAAGUUUACCACCACACAUAAACUAAAGCGAUCGAUCACCCACGAACAAUAUGAUGACCUCGAAGACAGUAUCAUCUUCGAUAAGUUAGAUACCCAUGGUUUGACCUUUCCUCACUUCGAUGCUCUUGUCAUUACCUUACGUAUUUCGGAUAAUGAUGUAAAAAGAAUAAUGGUAGACGACGAAAGCGUUGAGCGAACCUCAAGGGAGAUAAUUCUACCCGUUCUAGCUGGGAGCGUCACCUUGGAAACAACGUUCCGUAUCAUGAACCAGGACAUAGCUUACAACGCCAUCAUAGGGUGA
Messenger RNA from Nicotiana attenuata, 801 nucleotides. RefSeq lists its product as uncharacterized. The transcript is spliced from 3 exons. NCBI's taxonomy places the organism in Eukaryota, Viridiplantae, Streptophyta, Magnoliopsida, Solanales, Solanaceae. The coding region runs from base 1 to 801 and encodes 266 amino acids. The record is from RefSeq and is a predicted model, not a curated record.